AUGACGAAUCCGAUCACAAAACAAGUAAAACUUAUACAAAGGAAACGAGAGGAUGGGAGUCUUGGAUGGAUGGAAGAUGACAGCCUUUUAUCCUUGUUUGACGAAUCAUCAUUAAGAGUAUUGACGAAACCAACCUUAAUGAAGAAUAAAGGCUACCGUUACCCACUAUUGAAUCUUCAGGGAGUGGCACGCUCUAAUGACGCCAGCCAUUAUUUUAGAAGUAACCAGGCAAAAGUCCCGAAAAGCCGUCGGAUCACCACGCCUGCCUAUUGGGGUAUUUUGGACUUGACCAAGGAUAAUCUUCAAGAGUACUUUAAUGGAAACUGCGAAAUCACCCACGAUGACGAUAAUGAUCAAUUGAAGAAGCUUCAUCACAACAUACAAUUCAUGUAUUUAGCUCGUUUUGUGUUUUAUGUAUACAACAUUCCUUUGGUGUCGUCUGAUCAUUUCACAGAAAAGCGAAUAUGUACUCGUUCCGUGCGAGCGCAGCUUCAUAGAAAAGUUGAUAUGAAAGUAACCCUACUAAAGACACUUAUCAAAUUUGAGGCCUUGUUUGGCGAAGUAGCAGGCGGCUUAGGUCCCUUCGGAAUUCCUUCGUCGUGUCGAAAGAAGAGAUAUCUUGACAAAGUCAAGCUGGCAAUUGCCAUGCGAGACUCUUUGAAUCGUAUACUUAAAGACUGCCUACACAUAUCUGGUGAAAGAAGAAAGGCUUUGGUUGUCUAUGGAUGGUUACAAAUAGUUGUGGCUGGAAGUAAAUUUUUACGCAAUUGGACUGGCAAGGAAGCGGACUUUACAGAUACUUAUGAGUCACAAAAAUUACCGCUUUAA
This is a messenger RNA of Paraglomus occultum, 828 nucleotides long. NCBI's taxonomy places the organism in Eukaryota, Fungi, Glomeromycota, Glomeromycetes, Paraglomerales, Paraglomeraceae. The record is from the annotation of a GenBank genome assembly.